AUGGCUGAGGCUUUCGCGGUUUUAGCUAGUGUGAUUGGUGUCUUAGAUGUUGCUUGCAGGACAUCUGCUGGUCUCAUCGAUGCUGUUCGUACUUGGAGGAAGUGUCCUUCACUUCUCCUAGCUCUGAGCAACGAGGUCACUGAUCUCAAAGUCAUACUAGACCACCUAGCAAAGGUUUAUCAAGAUCCCGAUGCGAGAUUGAAGCUGUCCAACGAUGAACUGUCGACAGCUAUCCAAGGGCAUAUUGAGAUAAUAGCGCGCCAUCUAAGAAAGCUAGAUGUGUUGAUCAGAGAUCUGAAGCUCUUGACAUGCCAGAGACAGAAACUUAGGCUUCUGUACAAGACACGGCAAGUGGGAGAACUUGAGGGUCACUUGCGAGAUGGCCGUCUCAAGAUCAACCACCUUCUCCUUAUUCAUAACGUUAUUAUGACUGGCAGGGUAGAUGUCGAACUGAAUUCGGUCAAAACGGAUUUAACACAACUUCAUGCACAGCAUAGAAGUGCUUCUACCCAUUUUGAAGAUAGACUCAAUAUGAUACAUGAGCAGGUCAUGUUGACAACCGAACUUGUUCAAUCAUCUCAGACUGGUGCAACGGGACUGAUGCCGGAGAUGGAUAGCACACUGCCCUCACAGCAUUUCCCAGAAGCUGCAAAUCACCGCGGCGAAGAUACCCCACAGUUGUUAUUAGGCUCGACAAGACAGGGUCACGUCAAAUGCAAUGAAGAGGACAAGGCCAACUGUUCUGACAGUACUCGGAUAACAUUACAACGCACGACCACUGCUGACCAAGACACCGAGGCAGCACAGUCCGUGGUAUUGGAAGCAGAGUCUUCUGGCUUCCCACUCAAAUCUAUGCUCGAUGAACAAAGCUCGGCCAGGACAUACGCUUUCUCAGUGUAUAGCCAGUCUCCGGGCUGUCAGAGGGGUUGUCCGUGUUCCUGUCACAGUCAAAAACCGGCGGAUAUAAAAUUCUCAAUGCCUCCUCUCUUGGGGAAGAUCUGCGGAGACUUGUUCUGUAGGUAUAUAGGAUAUCCGACAACUUCUCCAAAAUGCUCCCACCGGUCGUGUCUGCGACAGGGUCAGAUGCACCUGCGUAUGAUCUACCUCUUUCCUGGCUGGUUUAUACGGAGAUCUCUCGAACUACUGAUAAAGAGAUCUUUCGGAGGCAUCACGUUCAGUUUGAAGACAUAUCGCGAAUUGCAGUGGGAAUCGGGCAGCAUAUACCAGUGCGCGAGGGACGGAAACGUCCCACUACUUGAACAACGCCUCAGAGAGGACCCGACAUGCGUGAACGCUCGAAUAGUCGGUCGUGGCGGCACUCCGUUGCAAAUUGCUCUCGCACAUGCCGUCUCUGACCGUCAUGUGAACCUCGUGGAGGUCCUGCUUCGAAACGGCGCAGAUCCCUAUAUGGCAGGGACGGGAAAUAUCCCGGUAAUAGCUAAAGCUACCGAAUUUAUUUUGAGCAAUCGAAUACCUCGGCACAUAUCCCGCAGGAUUACGGAGCUAAUGCCGAUAUCGGCGUAUAUCGAUGAUAUAGGCCUCAGCUUUCUCACCAAAGUGGUUUUGGGGUUGUGCCCAAUUGACCUUAAACUGGUACUUGAAGGGGCCGACCGUAGCGUCCUGCAACAACUGGAGAGUAGAGAUGAGUAUUCAAGAACGCCUCUUCAUUGGGCUGCAGCGUUGCAGGACGGCUUGAGUGUUCGCGAGCUACUGAAAGCCGGUGCCGCUGUAAAUUCACCUGCUGAUUUCAUUCAGACCUCCGUAUUACACCUGGCUGUCCGGAAGCGGCUUAGCGAAGAUACGCACUUAAUUGAUUGCUUGUUGGAAGCGGGCGCCGAUGUCAAAAUGAAAAACGAUAAUGGCCAGAGCGCAUUCGGCUAUGCAUGCUAUCACACCGACGUGGCCACAGCUCGCAAAUUAUGGAAAGCUGGGGGGGAUCUCAACGGCAUUGAUAGUCCAUUAACGACUGCUGCGGACAACAAUCGAUUUGAUAUCAUGAAGUUUCUACUUGAGGAAGGUGCGGAUAUUGAGCAAGUCCAUUUGGCUUCAAAUCAAACGGCGCUUCUUUGCGCUGUUGAAGAGAACGCGCAUGAGUGUAUUGAACUGCUUUUCAAAUACAAGGCAAAUUACACUCAUAUGAAUUUUCAACAAGAGACGAUUCUGCACUUGGCUGCUCAAGGCGCAGACCUCGAGACAAUCAAUAUCUUGGCGAAACAAGAUUUACGCGGCUUGGACCCGGCCGUGCGUAAUGCGUCUGGGAAGACGGCUCUGGAGAUCCAGGAACUAUACGGUCCGCGGGAUCCUACCAUAGCACAAGCUUUUCAGAAUCUGGUUCAUUCCAUCGAACGCAAGAGGAGUACGAACCAGGGUUUACUAGAUGAGGAUUUAUUUUACGAUGCUCUUGAGGAAUGA
Messenger RNA from Pestalotiopsis fici W106-1, 2412 nucleotides. RefSeq lists its product as uncharacterized. Gene Ontology annotation, molecular function: protein binding. NCBI's taxonomy places the organism in Eukaryota, Fungi, Ascomycota, Sordariomycetes, Amphisphaeriales, Sporocadaceae. The coding region runs from base 1 to 2412 and encodes 803 amino acids. The transcript has 2 exons. The record is from RefSeq and is a predicted model, not a curated record.